Messenger RNA from Neltuma alba, 3141 nucleotides. RefSeq names its product calponin homology domain-containing protein DDB_G0272472. The coding region runs from base 113 to 2893 and encodes 926 amino acids. The transcript has 5 exons. The record is from RefSeq and is a predicted model, not a curated record. NCBI's taxonomy places the organism in Eukaryota, Viridiplantae, Streptophyta, Magnoliopsida, Fabales, Fabaceae.
AUUAGAUCUAAGCUACCUCCUCUUUUACCUCCAUGAACAGAGUCCAUUCAUUUUCCGACUCUUAUUGAUUAUCCAACCCAGAUUCAUAAAUUGUUCUGUCAAGGAUUGAUUCAUGGAAGAGAUUUUCAGCCACAUGGAUGGAAAAUUUGAAGUGACUCUAACAGAUUCCACAAUGAUGUGGAUUGUGCACUGUGCAAUGAACAGAGCUCAAGAGAAGAUGAAGACCAAGAAAGGAGUUAUAGAGCGUUUGAAUGAGAUCUCCAAAUUCUAUGAGUUGGCUGUGUUGCAGCUUGAAGGCUGUCUUAGUUUUGUGCAGACUGAGACAGAAAGAAACAGCUUUCUUGAUACCAAUCACCAACAGGUUGUUUCUGACUUGAGAGAAAUCAAAGACCGCCUCCAACGACGGCUUGAGGAAUCAGAAAUGGCCAUCUCCCAGAAGGAUAGAGAGUUGACAGAGAGAUUAGAGAAUGAGUUCAAGCAGAGGCAGCAGCAGCAACCGCCAUUAGUGGAGCUGCAAGAAAGAGAAAUGGCUUCUUUUGGUCUUAACAUUGAACUGGAAAACACAAAUUCAAAGAAUCAUGACAGUGAUGAACAUGAUGGUUCUUCUUAUGAAAAGAUGAAAACUUCUGCAGAUCAGCAAAUGAUGAACAUCAGUGAAACAUCUGAACCAAAUGUAGGUGAGGUACCACAUAGUGGCAUUGACACCAAGAAGGUUGAAGAAAUGGGCUGUGAUAUAGACAUACUGAAGCAAACUUUGGAUGUUGCUUUUGAGAAGAUUCAGAAUGCUAUUUUCAUCAGUGAAAUGGGGCCAAAAGACCAACAAUGGAAGCUAACAACCGAGAAGGAGAUACAGUCCAUCUUAGUGAAAAGUUACAUGACUGAAUUCCAAGAGAAUAUUGAAUCAGAAGUGAAAAUGCAAGGGAUGCAAGUUCUGAGAAACUGGUGGGACCAUUGGUCACAGUUGAUGAAUGAGGUCACAAGCUUAAAGCAUGAACUCGAACUUUUUGUUAGCCAAAAUGAGUUCCAUAGUGAGGAUUACAGCAACAGUUCAGUCCUGUUUUCCCAAGAAAAUGUUUCUCAGGAAAUGGUAGGAAAGCCUGCAUCAGAACAAAGUGGUCAUCUGAAGUUACAAGAAGAUGAAGGUACUGAAGAUGAAAGAAACUUAGUCGCCAAAAUGGUGAAGAAGCAUCAAUCCAUUACUCGCCGAAAGAGUGAAGAACUGAAUAUAAGUAAGUAUGGAUUAUUACUACAAGAAAAGAGAGUUUCACCAACAAAGAAAGAAAAGGAGCUGAUGAGUAGCAUGAAAGACACAAUGCAAAAUAUUUCUUCAAGGUUAGACAACUUAAUGACAUGGAAUUCUACAGUAAGCAAAUUUCUUUUUGACCGACGAGUUGCUGAUCAUCAAGAAAUGAAUGAAUGUACCUUAAAAAGUGCCUGGGAGAAUAUGAAAGGAAUCUCUAAUGCAAGAAAUGAAGAACAAGAAAAUAAAAAUAUGUUGAAUAGAGAUAAAGAAGAUAAGCUAUCAGAAAAGAAGUCCUUGGACCAAGGUGUGGUUGAGGAAUUUCAUAACAAAUCCUUCAAUUCUGACAUAGAGAACCAAAUAGAGGAGGGUUUAUUUAAAUUCUACUUAGAAGAAACAAUCAAAGAUUGGAAUGAUUGUAUUGAAAGGGAAUGCAUUGAAAGCCAGAUCAGAGAGGAGUUAUAUUUCACUGUAUUAUCUGAGUCAGCUAAGGAUCUUAUCUGUUCUGCUCAAGAGACUAGCAAAGUAGAUGAAACAGAUAAAACCAUAAGAGAGGAUAUAGGCAAGCUAGUCUAUAAGGGAAUGAUAGGAGAAUACAACAUCGCAUUAGAAGAUUAUAGCGCUUCGAUGGAAUAUAGAGUAGGUGCAAUUCGAGAUAAUUUCCUCAACCAUUUACAGCUCAUGAGCAUAGAAAGUCUUGUAAAGGAAGAUAUAUGUAUGGUUGUUCUAAGAUGCAUGCUCAUGGAAUGGAAGAUAGAGUUAGAAAAUUACUACUUAGAGAACCUUAUUAAGGAACAAUUACAUCAGUUCAUAGUGGUUGAAACAAUGAGAGAGGCCAUCAUAAUGCCUAUGGAAGUCAAGUCACAACAUGUCCAAGAUAAAACUAUGGAAGAAGGUGCUCAAUCCAUGAUGAUGUUAGAUCAAGUACACCAGGUUCAAAGUGAAGAGAAGUUUAUUAAAAUUUUGUUAGAGUCUUUACUGAACUGUUUUCAAGCAGAGGAGAACUUGAUGUUAAGUGCAAAAUCAGAGAUCAAGGAACAUAGCAGGCAACUUGACUUGGGUUCAGAACGAGGCGAGUUACAUGAGCAUGAAAUUUUCGAGGAUUUGAUAAUUGGAGAGGAACAGACUUUCUAUUCCUUGACUAACAAGGUAGAGAAAGCAUUGCAACAAUUAGGCACAAGCAAGGAACUUCUAAGUGAGUUGGGCACUACUUUAAGCCUUAGAUUAUGCAACUCAGAGAAAAAUCUUGAUCAAACAACGACACGAGAAGGAGAAAAGUCAAUGUCAGAUUUGUCACCUUUAUUUUACUUCUUGCAUACAUUUACAGAAUUUGAGGGCGGGGUAAACCAAAAGCUAGAGAUAGAGACCGUGAGAUUAGAAAGCAUGAACUAUUGUUUGGAAUUAGUUGCUGAGUCGAUUGGUUGCUUGAGAAGCAAGACAUCAACUUUUCAGAAAGCCUUCGCUAGAAGAUGCCAAAAUCUCCAAAAAGCCGAACUUGAGACCAUAAACAUUGCAGAGACAAGCGGUAAAAGCAGAGGAAAUCAUAGGGAGGAAGACAAAACUUUGUUUGGAAGUCUGUUGUGUGCCACUUUGAAGCAUCAAACUUGUUUUGCUCGUAGAGGAUUAGAAGACAAGGAGAAAUAUAACAGAUAGAAUGGUAUGGAUGAAUGAGAAGCGAGGAAGGAAGAAACCAGUUUAAUGGAAAACGAAGAGAUGGUUAUGCGUGCUCAAGGAGAUAAUCUGCUCCUGUCUCUGCUUGUUCAUUGUCCAAGGAAGAAAGACAAAAGAAAAAGCUGCUUCGCGUACCAUGGAGUAAAAUUUUCAGUUAGGUCCCGUGGUAGAGAGAAAAACUUCCAUAUAUGUAAAUUAUUCAUUCAUAACAUGACUAUCCAUUUAAAAAU